CGUCAGUGUCGCUUUUAAUGCGAUUGGUCGAGUCUGUCGGCGGCGUUUGAUUCUUUCAAGAUGGCCGAGGUUGUAGAACUCCAUAAGCUGAAGCUGGCCGAGCUGAAGCAGGAAUGUGCUGCCCGCGGUCUGGAGGUGAAGGGAAACAAGGGGGACCUGAUCGCAAGGUUGCAGGCUUAUCUGGAGGAGCAUGGAGAUGAUGAGGAGGUGAAUGAGGAAGAGGUGCUUGCUGAAGAGCCUGAGGAGUUGCCAAAAGAGGAAGAGCCCAUCAUUCCGAAACAACCAGUACAAUCCCCGGCACCCCAACCUGCACCGGUGCCUGAGAAGAAGCUGGUCAAAAUCACCCCACCGAGCUCUCUCAACGAGCGGAUGCAGAAGAGAGCUGAGCGUUUCAAUAUGCCCGCAUCUACUGAUGCUAAGAAGGUGAUCCGUGCUGCCAGGUUUGGCAUACCGGUUUCUGAAUCCAGUUCCACACAGGGUUCUUCUGCAAGUGGCAAACCAGGGGUCAGUGUGGAAAUUUUGAAGAAGAGAGCUCAAAGGUUUGGCAUGAACGUGUCGUCCGUUUCCAAGAAGGUUGAAGAAGAUGAGAAGCUGAAGAAGAGGAAGGAACGAUUCGGAAUUCUCACUGGAGCUGCUGCCGUUGGGGAAGACGCAGAGGCAAAGAAGAGGAAGCGAGCGGAGCGCUUUGGGAAUGUGUAGCGCUGCAUCUCCUUGGUUUUUUUUAUGCCCUUCGGCUUUGUUCUUAAUGCUUUUGCUUUUGUACUGUAAACACAUUCUCAUGGAAGAACAAUCCAGGGAGACUCAACGAGCGGAGUUUUACUCUGACAGUGAACCACAUGUCACAAUUUGUAAAUUAAAGGAAGGUUUUCAUAAA
Molecule: messenger RNA, 874 nt
Organism: Brienomyrus brachyistius
Lineage: Eukaryota; Metazoa; Chordata; Actinopteri; Osteoglossiformes; Mormyridae
Product: SAP domain containing ribonucleoprotein
Exons: 11
Coding region: 61-699 (212 amino acids)
Biological process (GO): poly(A)+ mRNA export from nucleus
Cellular component (GO): nucleus
Source: RefSeq, a predicted model, not a curated record